Messenger RNA from Anisakis simplex (herring worm), 241 nucleotides. The record is from the annotation of a GenBank genome assembly. Lineage: Eukaryota; Metazoa; Nematoda; Chromadorea; Rhabditida; Anisakidae.
CAGCAAGGACAGCUAACCACAGGUACCGCAGCUCGGCGUAGACGUAAUCAGGACCGCACCUAUGAGGUCACCACGACCACCGAAAGUUUCCACCGAACCAUUUCUCCACCAGCCACCACUACGCCAUUCGAAAACUCAUUCGUCGAUACGAACCCGCAACCGAAUGGAUAUACUCGUUACUAACUUACGACCAUCAUUAUUAUAUCCGGAUAAUUGCACUUUUCGGACACUAAUCAAAUGA